AACAUCAUCAAUGUGCCCGUCUUCUGCGCACAAAGCGAACAAAACUUCCUGUGGUGGCGACGAUUCUUCUCUCGUGUGCUUCAACGGGGAAUGUUCAGGCUCAAUAUGCCUGGCCCACGGUAGAGAACCUUGCUACUGCCCGGGGUCAGACUGGAAGGAUGUUCAGCUCUGUCAGGUGUGCUGCUUGGACGAUGGUGUGUGCAAGUCCUCAUACGUGCUAGAUGACAUACCGGACGCCGCAGCCCUGCCAGGAACGCCGUGUAACAAUCUCCAAGGCUACUGUGACAUAUUCAGGAUAUGCCGAGAGGUUGAUCCGUCCGGCCCACUGAGCAUGCUCAGUCGACUUCUCACCGGAGACGGGUUCUCAAAAGAGUUGGACUACCUGUCAAAGCAUUGGUAUAUCGGCCUAGCUGGUGGACUGGUACUCAUUAUAGUAAUCGUACUUAUGUUCAAAUUCUGCUCAAAAUCCCACAAACUGCUUGAUGACGAUGACGAUAGGCCACCAAAGAGAAGGAUUUUAGCCUUUGCCCACAAUACGCCUCGACAAAUCAGUGCUCUCGGGAAUCGUAACAGAGUAACACCAACCGAUGUGAACAUGGUGGACACGUACAUGUGAUAGUACUCGUUUUGACAAAUUUAUGGAAAUAUAAACAGUUUAUAUAUAAACAAAUUGAGGACCUCCACUUGCACCAGCAGAUCUUCUUUUUAAAUAGUAUAGUGAUAUAACAAUUAACUCACAAAUGGUAUGGUCAAUACAAAUAACAUUUAGGGUUUAAUCAUGUCAAAGAUAAACAUAAUGAUAGUGAUUUAAAUGUACUACAAAUUUCUUGUUAAACAUGAGUCUAAAUUAUGUUAUGAUAUAUAAGGGAAUACGUUUAAAAGAUGUAUGUCAGCUAGAUGGAACAAUUGCCUGUUUAAACGCACUGCUAUGUGGAUGUGGUUUUAGCUUCGCAGCAUUUAGUGUAUUUAUUGCACAAAAUGGUAGCCUUUAUGCCCGUUUUACCAGUGUCCUUUAUUUUGUGUUGAUUGUUUUGGGUGACAAUGCAUAUACUGUUUUAAAUGACUUUACGCAAGGUUGUGAGCUAUUUUUUAAGAAUUUAAAACGAUAACACAACGUGAUCUAAUGGUGAACAUUGACUUCGGGUAAUGGCUUUUGCAUAUUAUAUUUAAAAAGAUGGAAUUAAAGUGGGUGUGUAAUUAACUGCACUUUACUUACAUAGAAGGGGGCACUCUAUACGGACAACGAUGUCUUUGUCGUUACACCUCGUAUUCCAAAGUAUGAUGAGGAAAUACUUUGUUUAUUAAGUAAACGCCCCUGUUUUUUUCGAAUAAUAAAAACGGAUAUCAAUGGAUCUUUUUCUUGAUGGAAUUACUUUGUGCAUAUUCAACUGCAGUGCUUAUUUGUUGUUGUUGUUGUUUUUACAUGGAUUACAUCGUUUUCACGCGAGUGAUUGUGUUCUGGCACUGCAUUAUAUGUAUUCAACUAGCAAAUGUUGUAUUGCGACAUUAAUGACUGCUUAUAGUGACAACACGUAAAUGUGUUUUUGCAAAGUUAAUUUUCAACGAAAAGAUACAGUUCAUUUUUUCACUGAAUAUGUUAGU
Dreissena polymorpha is the source of this 1602-nucleotide messenger RNA. RefSeq names its product disintegrin and metalloproteinase domain-containing protein 10-like. The record is from RefSeq and is a predicted model, not a curated record. Gene Ontology annotation, cellular component: plasma membrane. The transcript has 5 exons. Gene Ontology annotation, molecular function: metalloendopeptidase activity. NCBI's taxonomy places the organism in Eukaryota, Metazoa, Mollusca, Bivalvia, Myida, Dreissenidae. Bases 11 to 616 code for a protein of 201 amino acids. Gene Ontology annotation, biological process: Notch signaling pathway; membrane protein ectodomain proteolysis.